UUUGGAGAGCAGUUAUUCAAAUCCUGCAGCAGUUUCUCUGGAUUCGGGCUGCGAUGUCAUAGCAACAACACCCGGGAGUCAGCUUAACAACAGCUGCAGUAACAGCAGAACCUCCCCGUUACCCGAAAUCGAGCCUGAACCCGAACCACCGAACUCUGGAUCAGAUCCCGGCGGACGGGAGGUCGCGCGACACUCCGCUGAUAAGCGCGCGAGACACUAACGGCUGCUCAGCGCGCGCGCGGGAAUAUUCCUGACUGGAAUUACGCAAAAUGAUAGCCUCCGAAAAGAGAAAGUUUUCGCUUAAUUAUCUGGAUGCCAGUUUAUUAGUCACAUUCCACGGAUGAUUAAUUGAGCGCCAUCAUGAUCGCCACAGGUGGUCUGCUGCGGAUAUCUGCGAGGAGACAAGACUCCCUCCGUGCCAGAAACCAUGCCGAAAACAAGCGCAAGAGGAAAGCAAAGAAAAAAGGAAGAACGAAGUGGUCGGUGGUGAAGGGAAAGCUGAAGUUAUGUUCCAUUCCUGGACUGGUCGCUGCCAUUGGCAUUCUGGUGCUGCUGGUUGGCAUCGCCAUGGCUGUGUUGGGCUACUGGCCCAAAGAGAGUCCACUGUACCCGGGACUGCUGAACACACCAAACGCUCAGAGGUCCUAUGAGAACAGAGAAGCUGAACUAGUCAAUUUGACGGUCAAUAGCAAGUCUUGGCAUCAAAUGGAUAAAGACUUGAGGAGCUUUAAUGGCCCCAAUAGGACCAAUGGAUUGGAUCCGCCUCAGUUAGGAGCAUUCGCUGCAUUUAUUGACAGAUACUUGUAUUCAGACAAGAUGAAAGUCUUUGGACCUUUGAUUAUGGGCAUCGGCAUCUUCCUGUUUAUUUGUGCUAAUGCAGUACUUCACGAAAACAGAGACAAAAAGACCAAAAUCAUUAACCUUAGAGACAUCUACUCAACCGUCAUUGAUGUUCAUAGUUUGCGGAGCAAAGAGCCUUCCCCGCUGAACGGUUUUGUGAACUAUACGCAACCAAAAGAGACCAAAUCUAGCCCUUCAUUUAGCACUGGUACUUUGACCAAGGGUUCUUGGCCAUCUCCGGGCUCGGGUAGAUAUGACCCAAGUAGCCUGAUUCCAUCGCGAAGACCGUCUACAACCACACCACGGUUCCCGUCUAUGGAAAGACAAGCCUUUACAGACACGGUGUACAGUAUUUACCAAGAUCAGAACAGUAUCAGUAUGGCUGAGUUAAAGCAAUGGGAGACCAGAACCAUUGUGUCCACGUCUUUCAAUGCUUUCACCCUUCCAAUGAUGAAACUCAACAAUCGAGGGACGUCCGAAAGAAGGGGGUCGGAUAAAACCGGAGAGGCUAAACAUGAUUAUUUGGACACAGAGGCGAUUUGCAGACGUCUGGAGGAUCUGGUGGCAUAUAGAAGCAUCACAAAAGCCAAAGUGGAGACUGCUCAGACUCAUCCAGAUCUUCCACAGGACUCGGUGGAGGUUUACAAGAGUAGCGGCAGUUUGCAGGGUGCCCCUCGCAUUUCUUUGCAGGGUUCCCAGGUGCAGCUUCUACCGCUGUCUUCGCCAUGCCGCAAGGCGACAGGAUCGCACCUGUCCUUGAGUGCUCUCUCGGACUACUCCAGGUCCAUUGAUCUGGGAAUCUGUUCUUCCACGCCUGCGGAGUGGCAGGUGGUGCGAUCGAGAUGCCCCAGUUGCCCUCGACUGGAAGGGCUCAGCAGUGGAGGCUACACCAAACUUGAGGGUCUAGGCAGCGAGUCUUUCGAGUCCACAGACAAUGCAAUGUUUAGUCGCGAGAACUCGGUUGAGAUUCUAGAAAAAGACCAAGAGCUCCACGAUCAAACUGACCGAGACGAGAACACCUCUGAUAGUCCAGAGAGUGCCGUGGUCAGGCAAUAUUCAAAGAAACAAAAACUUAUUAUGAUUUCCCAAUCAGACACGACUUUAGAGGAUGUGGAAAUGGAUAGUGUAGAUGUUUAACUAGAAUUCUGUAGAUUUCUUCAAUACACUUGACUUGGCUGAUAAUCCUGUUAUGAAACUAAGAAUGGUUUCAAUGGUUUUACUUGCAAAGUUGGUCUUUAGAACGCAAUCAGAAGUUGCAUUGAGAGCAAAAGUCAUCUUAUGCACUGUUAGUAUGUUAGACCAGGUGGCUGUUUGGAAAAAUCAGUCUUUAAUACUGGUUCCUAAAGGAGUUUCUGAGCAAAAACCAUGAGGAAAGGAACAGGCUCUGAUUCUAAGCAUGAUAGCACAGCUAUGCUUCACUAGACUUAUACUUCCAGUAGUAGAAUAUUUGUGGCUGUUUCUUGAGUUUAUCGGUGAUGUUCGGCUGUCUGAGCAGCAUGUUUUUUACUGUCGUCUACUUGCACUUUCUUAAUCACCAAAUAACUGAUUCUUCAUAAAAAUGAAUACAUAGCAAUAUCAAUAUUUGAUUUGAAAGGUUGGCUGCUUGAAAUGUUUGCAUUUUGCCCCCGAAAUGUUAGCUUACACAUGUAUGCUGUCAGUUGUUUCUUAUUUUAAGCUUUUUCUAGGAUCCGCCUUGUUUGGAAUUGUAAUGUUUUCCAGAUCCAUGCAUUAGCACAAUGGUUGACAGUUCAGUAUUGUCUCAAAUAAAAUGUCUAU
Messenger RNA from Xyrauchen texanus (razorback sucker), 2616 nucleotides. Its product is annotated as transmembrane protein 200C-like. The transcript is spliced from 2 exons. The record is from RefSeq and is a predicted model, not a curated record. NCBI's taxonomy places the organism in Eukaryota, Metazoa, Chordata, Actinopteri, Cypriniformes, Catostomidae. Bases 361 to 1977 code for a protein of 538 amino acids.